This is a messenger RNA of Prorocentrum cordatum, 972 nucleotides long. Lineage: Eukaryota; Dinophyceae; Prorocentrales; Prorocentraceae. The record is from the annotation of a GenBank genome assembly.
AUGCAGGCCGACGCGAGCGUGAAGUUCUCGAUCCCGGAGGCGUUGGUGGUCCGCGGGAACGCGAAGGACUCCCGCGUCACGAUGUCCGACCUGCGCAGAUUCCUGUCGGGGCUCGCACUGGUAGAUUUAGAGGACGUCAAGUGGUUCGCCGAGAGUGUGGUGAAGGUUGAGGCGGAGCUGCGCGGUGUGUGGCGCGACGCGGUGAAGCAGUGGCGCAGCCGCGUAGAGCGGCUGUACGCCAGGAACUUGCACCGGUACCUCCUGCCCUGCCAGCCAGAUCGCAUCUCUCGCUGGCUGAUGCUCCGCACAUCCAUGGACGAGACUGGCAAAGGCGAAUCCUCCACAGGAUUGCCAGGCCUAGGCAUCAGCCAGCAGGAGGUGGAGGUUCUCUUCACCGACGAGACUGCGGAGGACAUCGGCCGCUGCAGCGACAAGGUUGAGCCGUUCUUGUCCGCGCUCGACCUGCGAAAUCAGCUCGCGGAUGCUGUCGUGGAGGGCGACUGCAGCCAGCGGUGUCCCCCCGAGGUGGACGCCAAGGUCACCGAGCUGCUGACGAAGCUGACCGACCUCACCGAGCGCUGCCGCGAGCUCGCCUGCCUGCUGAUCCACGAAGACACCCUCAGCUUUGCCACCGCGCUGGUGCGGACCUGCGCGUUCUCGCAGGCUGCGGUGAGCGAGGCUUCGCGGCUCACGGUGGCGCUGAUCAACUACCGGGUGCACGAGGGCACGCAGGACUACGAGAGCCUCUGCCGACAGCGCGCCGCAGAGUUCCUGGAAGUCGGCUUCGAGCCGGGCCCCGAGUUCAGCCUGGAGGCAGAGCGACAACUGAUCAACGCGCCGCCCAAGCCCGGCCGCCUGAGCCUGGCGGCGGGCGGCGGCACGGGGCGCAACACCGUGGCCGAGUGGGUCGGCAGCCUGCUGACUCUCCGCGCGGAUUUCGACCGCGGGGAGAUGCUCGACGUGCUCAUCUAG